Messenger RNA from Entamoeba dispar SAW760, 1035 nucleotides. RefSeq names its product diphthamide biosynthesis protein, putative. Gene Ontology annotation, molecular function: 2-(3-amino-3-carboxypropyl)histidine synthase activity. The transcript has 3 exons. NCBI's taxonomy places the organism in Eukaryota, Evosea, Mastigamoebida, Endamoebidae. The record is from RefSeq and is a predicted model, not a curated record. The coding region runs from base 1 to 1035 and encodes 344 amino acids. Gene Ontology annotation, biological process: protein histidyl modification to diphthamide.
AUGGAAUUUGAUUUGAAAGAGAGUGAAAUUAUUAAAGAAGUUACUUCUAGAAAUUGUAAGAGAGUUGUACUUCAAUUCCCUGAAGGUCUUAUUGCUCAAGGUGUUGGUCUUCAACAAAGAUUAGAACAACAAUUACCAAAAGUUGAAUUUAUAUUAUACACGGACUAUGUUUAUGGAGCAUGUUGUGUUGAUGAUAGAUUUACAUCUUAUAUUCAUUCAGAUUUUCUUGUUCAUUUUGGUCAUUCACCAUUAAUUCCUCCUCAUUGCCUAAAAGUUGCAAGUAUGUACAUACCUGUUGUAGCUAAUAUCCCUCUUGAACCAUUAAUAAAUAAUAUUAAUAAACAAUUAGAUAAAAAACUAGACCUUGCAAUUGUUGCAACAAUUCAAUAUCAACCAUAUCUACAACAAUUAAAACAAUUAUUAACCCAAUUUAAUGUUAUUCUUCCUAAAAUUGAUCCACUACCAGAAGGUAUCACUUUAGGAUGUACAGUCCCUCCAUUAGAACAAAGAGAAAUGAGUGUUGUUUUUAUUGGAGGAGGACUUUUCCAUGCAGAAGCUGUUGCAUAUAAUUAUCCAGAUAAUAAAGUUUAUUCAUAUGAUCCAAGAAAUCAAACACUUGUUCCUGUUUUUGUUAAUAAAGAGAAAUUUAAACGAAUAAUGAAAACUAAAAUUGAUACAGCAAGAAAAGAACAAUAUAUUGGGGUUAUUACUAGUACUCUUGGUCGUCAAGGAAAUCAAAAAGUUACAGAUAAUAUUAUUAAUUUAUUAGAAAAGAAUAACAAAAUACCAGUAGUUACCUAUGCUGAUGAAAUAUCAACUGCAUUAUUAGAUAGUUACAAAGAUAUUAAAGUUUGGGUCCAAGUUGCAUGUCCAAGAUUGAGUAUUGAUUGGGGAGAAGAUUUUAGACAAGUUUUAAUUACUCCUUAUGAGGCAUUCGCUGCAUUCGAUGAUAGCGUUAAGGCUACACUUGAUUUUAUUCCAAUGGAUAAUUGGAGUAUUCCAGCAGAAGGGAAAUGGUGUGCGUCAUAUAAUUGA